AUGGGAAGCUCCACUUCAACUAAGCCCUUCAAACAGGCCAACGAUUGUGGUCACUACAGAAACCACUCUGUGGUGGUUGGUGGGUGGACAGAACAGCUCCUAUUUCAGCUCAGAUUACCAGAGGUCUCCUCUGUGAAUGUUAGUGUAAGAUGAUUGGCCUGGCUCCUCUCCACCCACAUUGUCCUCUGACCUCUGUCCUUAGCUUAUACAAACUCUGCCCUCUCUAUACAAAUAGCUUUUUCAGCUCCUCAGGAAUGACCUGCCUGCCCAGCACUCUCUCCAUUAAAGAGGUGUGGUCAGGAGAGAGACAGAGGGGGACUCCUCAUUGAAUUCCAUUUGAUUACCCUCAGGCCAGAGUCAUCCAUGUUUGCAUUAGAAAUCGCUGCUGUGAAACACAGCAAUGCUGUUACAGUUGACACAGCUUAGCGUUCACUUCAACAGGUUCUGGAUGGAGAAGCAAUCUCAGCCAGGGAGUUUCUUGUAAAACAUAAAUUAGGACCAGCUGCUGUGGGGUGCGGCCUGCGGUGGGAUGCCUCCUGUUGGUUUGGAUCCUGGACCGACCGGUGCCUUAGCAGGGGGGAGUUCCCGGUUGGAGACUGGCCUUCUCCUUGACUGUCUGCUUGGGGGCCCUCAAAUUUGUCUUGAAAUGCCUAACAUCAAUGUUUUACAAAAAUGACCUGAUCCUCAUAAAAGCUCAAUUUAUUUUCAUUCUUUUUUCCAUUUUCCAUGCUGUGCUCUCUUGUGUUUCCGGACAUAAAUAAUACAAAGUCCAUGUCCCUGGGUCUGGUUUUGGUUAAGAGACUGUAAAGCUGUUUUUCAAGCAUUCCCUUUUCAUGCUAACUCUAAUACAGUAACAUGACAUUGAAAAGUACCUUAAAAUGAUCUGUGUGUCUUAUACAAAAGUUAGUGCAUCAGGUCUCUCCCAACAGCCUUGCUGAGAAAAGGGCUCCAAUUACUAAGCAUUUACUAAGAAUUUACUAACAUCUUAAGUAAAUUAAACUAUCAUCUGACUCUGAGCCUGUAAUCCUGUUUAAGCCUGAAUCAUUAUUUCUCCCACUCCUAAAUAAUACAGGGGAAUUUGAUUUGGUUUGUUUACAAACGUGCAUUACACUAGAGUGUGACUGAGUAGCUGGGUACACUACACUACCCUGUCAGUGCUGUCUACAGUAUCUACUGUCUACCGCCUGCUUCGACGUCUGAGGAGGGCCGUGCUGUUCCUGUUUGGAUGGGUAGUGUUGGUGCAGGCAGCUACAAGAAGAAGUCUUUUCCCCAUGCUGUCAGGCCCGGUUUGCGUCGAGGCUCCAGUUCUCCUUGAUGCAGUCCAUCAUCCCCCUUAGUUCAAAGACUUACGCGCUGCAGGUCUUUGUCAAAAGCCCAGUUGGAGAUCUUUUAUGUUCAAGAUGUAGGAUUUCUUAGGAUGACUUUGAUUAUUUAUUUAUUCCACUUCUCUUGUGUGAUAGUGCCAAUAUUUUAGGCGAAACUGCUCAGCUUGCUCGGAAAUUCAUGUUGCUUUAUUGUAGCUCCCUUUCGCCUUUGAAAUGUAGCUUUUGAAAAGCCCAGCUCUUUUUUUAAAAGUCUGAACUCUUUUUCUCUCUGUCUCUCCCUCUUCUUCUCUGUUCUGUUCUGCAGCCCCUCACCACAUAUUUCCGACGUUCCACACGCCCAUCCCGAUUGACAUGCGUCACCAUGAGGGAAGAUACCACUAUGAACCACACACCCUACAUGCCAUGCAUGGGUAAGUCUUCUUCAGGCUGGUUUCUACUGUAUACACAAGCUGUUUACACUAAUAGAUAGCCAUUAGCUAUUAGAUAGCCUUGUUUUAGCCAACACUGCAUAGCAUUUAAAGGGCAACCUUCCCUUUAAAGGAUGAGAGUAAAAGUGUUGGCCAGAUUUGAUAUCACAGAUGAAAUAUUAUCUUUAAAAAGUACAAUUUAUUAUCCAAUGUCAGUUAAUAAAGAAUGUUAACAUUUUUCCUCACAUCUCUCAUUUCCUAUAACAGUUGAUGAUUAUGGGGGACAGCUUUACUUUUUGCCAGGUAUCAACCUAUAGGCCUGUGGCCAGCCAAUACACAUCCUCUUUCCAUUAGUUAGCUAUACAGUGCUGGAUCCAUCACAAAUGACAUGACGCACACACACACACACACACACAUACAAACACAACCUUUCCCCCUCUACCUAGAACAGUCCUUUAUGUUCAUUACUGUUAUAGUGGACCUAAUCUGUUUGGGCCCAAGAAAACAACAUAAUUACGCUCUCACACAGUACAGAGGUCACCAAUACAGUAUAGUAAUUGGUUCUAUGAUGGUUACAUGUACAGGAAUUCAACUUUCAGGUUACUGUGCAGUCCGUUGGAUAAUUAGCUUGGUUAGUAGUGACCAUGAUUGGUUUGGUAGCAACAUCUCAGUUAUUUAACAUUUGAAAUUGAACCAGAACGUUUUUGACUUUGCUAUAGUAUAGACUAUCUUUAUCUUAAAAACGAUAGUAGUAAAACACAAAAAAGUCAAUAGAAUUCUGGAAAUAGUGUUCAGCUUCAUUUCCAUUUAAAUUCAGUAGAUUUGAUGGUGAUACAUAUUGUUUGCCUGGCUUCAGCAGGGCUAUUUAUCACAGAACUAGGGAAGUAGAGGGGGAGAAAAACCUGUCUCUACACACGGCCACCUUGAUUAAUGUGAUUUGAUCUUGACAGUGGACCCCUAAUUCAUCAAGACCUUGAUCUAGCUGUCUUUCCCCGUGCCUGUGCCAAAUUCACUCUAAUUACAGGAACAUUGCACAGCAAAUUAAGUGUGGUGUCAUUUGUCGAGGAGACGCGGCAGUCAGGCCCACUUUAUUAUACGCUGGUGGCUGCAUGUCAGAGGUCCCCUGCUUGAUUGUCUAACAUGACAUCUCCAUACAGUCCCCUUUAUCAUUGUUUGCAUAUAACAUAAUGAGAGGGAUGGUUAUUUUGUCACAGCUGUCAUAAAGUGGGGAGGAAGCGGCGGCAGUGGGAGGAAGUAGGAAGGGGAAGAGUAGCUUAGAGUCUCUUCUUCUGGGGUUUUUCUACUGUAUGGAGGAGAGAUUUUUCAUCACUGUCGAAUGAGAGGACAGGAGCAGUCCUGGGCUCAAAGCAGUGGUUCGGCAACAGACAGAGAACAGUGGGGAUGGGGAUAGCUAACCUCCUUUGCCGUGCCGUGUAGCUAUGCAGAAGCUUGGACUGAAGCGAUGAUAUAAACCACCCACAUGGAGUGUGCGCGUUGACACAAGCUGUCCGAGCUCUCAUGACACUAUGACAAAUCAUCGCUGUUCUAGAAACCUCCACAAACUUUUUGUGAGUUGAGUUUUUCACUCGAAGACCUGUUGUAAGAUACAACCACAGCUACAGCAUAGUUAGGUACUUUCCAAUGAAUGACAAUUCAGAGAGAAUUAUGAUAUCAUUUUAACAUGCGUUAUUCCCAGAGAGAAUCAUUUAUUACCUCUAUCAAUAUGAUCAUUAGAACAAAGUGCACAAGUUGUGGCCUGAACAGAGGCAAGACAUUCAGUUUCUUUCGAUGUUUUCACUCCCAUCCUGAGUCUCCCAAACUAGGGGAAGAAAACAAUACCGUGCCUCAGUCUGCCCAUUAUUAUCUAUGAGGAGGAGGAUUGCGUCUAGUCUACCAAACAGCCCAGGGCUAUAAGAUCAGAUCAAGUCACUGACAGAGGCUGCCAGUGAGUGCAACACUCCCAUUAAUAUCCUAACACUGCAGCUUCUGGCUCUGUUGCUCUGUGACUUCAGUUCUAAAAACUCUAUAAUCGCUGUCACAUUCCCAUCUCCCAUCUGUUUGUUAAGAGCUGUCAGGAACAACUCUGCAGAGAUGCCUUGUUUGGUUGAUUGAUAAAGUGUUGUCAGCCCUGAAGGUACAUAUUUAAGAGGCUAAUCAUGUAGUUUCUUCCCAAAGUGGAUCGCUAUGGGUCUGGCAAGCGAGACUAUUAAUAAUGUCAUCAUGGCAGUACUGUUUCUACAGUUGUACCUUUCAGCUGUAGUUUUAAACACAACAAUUAGUGGAUGUUUUAAUAAUCGGCAAAUAAUGCUACAGGUUGGCCAGCUUUCCUAGUAGGUAGCAAUGCUGAGCUGACCAGAGUCAACAAAGGAUGGUUGUGUCCACAGAAAUAGUGAUAUGUUACCAUUCCGUUGUUUAAACCUCCUAAUUCAAUGAACUGUUUGUUGUAAUUUUCCCCUCUUUCUGCAUAUGUGGAGCUGCUGAAAGUAUUGUAUGUUAAGUUAAAGCCCAAACCAUCCAUAUCAUGUUGCAGUCCAGGCCCAUAUAAAACUACAGCAGUUCAUUCCAGCCCUGCAAUGGACAAUGUGAUUUAUCUAAAUCACAGCUCCAGCCCUGAGGUAGCUACAGAGGAGACACCGUCACAUUGUAAUUAAUCUCUAGUGUCGCUCACCGCAAAGGCCCAACGCAGGGACAUGACACACACACACACACACACACACACACACACACACACACACACACACACACACACACACACACACACACACACACACACACACACACCAGCCAUACAUGCACCACACACACACACACACACACACACACACAUACACACACACACAAUUAUCCACACUUCAUUAUACAAAUGAUAUCUUAUAUUGAGCACACUUUAAAUCCAGACAGCCAAAAUAAAACCAACGUCAACUGAACAGCAGGGGGAUAACAUAUACUUACAGUACAGUAGAAUUAGGUAAUGUCUGCGGAGGAGAGGUGUAAAUGAAAUCAGGUUCAAUUACCCAAAGUGUUUCAGACAGGACACUAAGUGGACUAAUUAGAACAAGUAUACAACUGCUCCAGCUUUAGCUCGCUCUGUUGGGACUGUGUAGGCUAGGCUAGGCUAGCAACUCGUUGGUCUGGUCCUGCAUUGUGCGAGCUAACAGCCAGGGCAGGACUGACGGAGCCUCCUCCUCAGCAGGGCGACUGAGGUGAGAACCCCACAGCCUCCCUGAUCUCACACCCACCCGGCGCCAGGCCCAGAUACGCUCCACAGCCUGGCAUUGUAUGUUUGAAGCUCCGGUCGCAUCUGAAGCCCUGGCCUCCGCAUAGUAAUGAUGAAACCAUUCCAAGAGAGGGCCUUAAACAUUUGAAUGUUGCGUUACUUAUUUAGGGUGCUGCUCUCUCUACAUCGUAUCAUUUUAAGUAAAGGCCUACUGUUCUUUCUGGACAAGGGUUUUGUUUGAGUUAACUGAUGACUGCUGGCUAAAGAAAUCAGUAUAAAGGCCAUUAGUUAAAUCUAUUCAGGUCUAUGAUCUUGGGAUGGGACUGAUGCCUGAUGUAGGUGCUUGCUAUUCUUAUGAUAUACGAACAUCUCAGGUCCUAUGCAAAUAGCUUUCUGUAACCCUGGCAACCCCGGGGUUUUCUAUGACAAGGUCUUGUCUGUUCAUGCAGAUGAAGUGUUAAUAGUUAAUAGUGGUGCGAGGGUUUAUAACGUUGAGGCAUUUGAACUAUCAAUCAGAUCGUUAUCUCCUUCGAAUCAAACAAUAGGUCUUGCUUCAUUAGUGAUGCAAUCACACUGUAUUGCUGCAAUAGAAUACGACCGUUGGUUUAUUUUUCAAGUCGCAAUUGUACAUAUCUGUUUGGGUCUCUGGACCUAGUAGACUGCUUCCCAUGGUAGAGGUAGACUCAGGGAGAUGAAAAGGUCUGUGGCUAAAGGCCCAGAGCGACUGACUGGCAUUGCCAAUAAAUUAGCUAUAGGCAGAUAAGAGCAUUUUGCAGCCAGGUUCCAGUCCAUAAUAUCAUGUUGAAGUUUUAAGUUGCCCAGUAAUCUAAAGGCUUUCUUUGUAUGGAAUGCCUGUUUCUUCUCAGGCCUCAGACUGAGAGCCCUUUAUGGUCAUCUGUUAGCUAGGACCCAUGGCAGAAAGUUGGCUCAUGGCAGAAAGUUGGCUUUGGGACAAGCCUUGGUCGUCUGGGGGCAUUUACUGGAAACGGAGUGGACUCACUUUGGCUCAAGCACAGACCAACCAGCCCCUAGAGACAGACAGUACUAGGGAUAACUGAGAGAUUGAGGUCAACCUGGGUCCGUAUUCAAAAAGCAUCAAAGAAGGUGUGCAAAUAGAUGAAGAUUCCAACUUCAGACACUAUACAGUACAAUCGCUUCUCAUUGGGUGACUAAGGUAGCUCUAAGCAUAAGAUUUUGUGAAAUUAAGCCUUCUGUCUGGGUAUAUCUAUAUUUGAAUGGAGAUAGUGUGUACUAGUUUCUGGUGUGCUGGAGGAAAAUCAGUCUGGUGUGUAGUCUAGCUUUCCAGACUCAUGGCUCCACCCCCAGAGGUUCAGACAUACAGUGGCUGUGGGAAGAGACUACCUGGUGCAUGCUACUGUAUCCUCUGAUCUUCAGCCUGUCAGAGGGUCUGUCUGUACAGCUAGCAGCAACCAGGCAGGAGAUACACCUCUCAUUGACAUGCCAUGAGUUCCUCACUUUCUCCUCUCCAGGUCAGGAUAGAACUCAUAUCAGAUACAGUGUGACUAUCUUCAGUAUCAUCCAUGUCUGGGGUUAAAGGAACAAUCCUUGAUAUGACCCCAAAGGAACUUGCGAGGUAUGAGGUUAUGUUACAGUGUAUUUGUUUGUGGAUGAGGUAACUUAGGGUAAAUGAGUGUGACAUCAGGUAAUGCCUUAGGGAUGUAAUAUCAUUAUAUUGCAUGGUUGCGUGCCAUACUAUAUGAUGUGGACACACACACACACACACACACACACACAGUCUGCUCCAUGACCCCAUCUCACAGGAAACCUCUGUCGCAACUUAUUUCCAGAUCAAAGCCCUGAUAGGAUAAGGAAUGACCUGCAUCCCAAAUGGCACCCUAUUCACUAUAUAGUGCACUACUUUUGACCUGGGCCCAUAGUGCACCAGGGGAUAGGGUGCCAUCUGGGAUGCAGACCAUGAUUUUAGACAUUGUCUCAUUCUCAUUCCAGUCUAUAUACACAGAGCAAGGAGACAGAGCAUAUCAGAUUCACCUUAGAUUCAUUAUUCAGGCUUAGACCUGGCUGGUUGAUACACCUGGCCUGCCUGCAGAGUUUAUAGAAACGUCUCAGGUGUGUGUGUGAACGAGUGCUCUGACUGCAUCGCACAGCAUGGUCUGCACCACUCUGUAGUGUCAGAUGGAAAAAUGGUUAGGCCUUAGGCUAUGUCAUGUAAGGACCUAAGUCAGGUGAGAUGCAGCAAAGGGUCCCAUUGUAACUGUUUUUCUUUACAUUGUAAACUUCCAUUGUAAUCACAGGUACUUGAGAUGUCUGGAUGAAAGAAACUGUUCAAAAGUUUCCGUCUGUCACAAGAGACUAACAAUGCCAUGGACCAGUGUGCAUGAACUAAGAUGAUAACGCUCUCUCUCUCUCUCUCUCUCUCUCUCUCUCUCCUCUCUCUCUCUCUCUCUCGCUCUCUCUCUCUCCUCUCUCUCUCUCUCCUCUCCUCUCUCUCUCUCUCUCCUCUCUCUUCUCUCCUCUCCUCUCUCUCUCUCUCUCUCCCGUCUCUCUCUCGUUCCUCUCUCUCUCUCUCUCUCUCUCUCUCUCUCGCUCUCUUUCUCUCUCUCCCUCCCUCCCUCCCUCUCUCCCUUCUCCAGUCCUGGACUAGGUGGCAGCCCGAUCAUGUCAGACAUCUCUCUGAUCCGUCUGUCCCCCCACGCAGCCGGGACGGGGGAGUCGCCCUUCAGCCCCACUCACCCCUACUUCAACCCCCACAUGGAGCACUACUUCCGCUCCAUUCACAGCAGCCCAACCCUGUCCAUGAUCUCUGCAGCCCGCGGACUCAGCCCUGCAGACUGUGAGUUCAACUGCAUGUCUAGAUUGUCCACAUCCAAGGUCAUUCACUGCGACGAGCAUCACCUUACAAUGUGGAUCCCAAUAGAAGGAAUUGUGUCAUUGAUCUAUUACUGAAAGCUUGGUGGAGAAUUGAAGGAUUAGAACUUCUGAGGAUUAUGCAAUUGUUUUCGGUGUGGAGAGAGGAUUUGCUGUUGUGAUUGCUAGUAAACAGCAUGUUUGAGUAGGUAUACAGAUUAGGUUAGACACAUAGAGCCGGUCCUACACCAUUGCAUGAAUUAGUCUUACAUGCUAAAUAUUGCUCUUUGUGAAGCUCUGACCUCCCUCUUCUCGCCACAUGUUCAAUAUACCAAGGGGGUUAUUGGAAAGCCAUGGAAAUGUAUCAAACAAAACAGUCCCAAUGGAACACCCCCCAAAUUUCCCCCUUUACCUCAGAGCGACGUGAUGACAACUCUUUUUCAGAGCUGAAUUACAAUAACGGGUGGAGGCGAGGAGCCAGAAUAGGAAAUAAAUCACCUUUUACAUUCUGUCAACAGUAAUGUGGUCCUGCUUUUAAAGUUAAAUAAGCAGUGCAGGGUUGGAGAUCUCGCAGUGAUAAAGCUAUGUGAAAGAGGAAGAAAAUGAAGGAGGUUAUUUUGGGUUGAGGGAAUGCAAAUGGUUUGGAGAGAGAGGAGAGACGGCCUUGGAUUUCAUUGAGAGAAGGUGGACGUUCAGUUUGACAUUUGAUGUUCCCAUGUGACCCUUUUCAAAAACAACUGUUAUAUCUUCUAGGACUUUUAAUAGGACAACUGUGUUUCAGUCUGGAUUUUGUUCUGAAUUACAAUUUUUCUAUUAAAACUGAUUUUAUAUGGAAUACUACUAGUAGAAAUGAAAUGGUUUCAGGAAAUUGUCUUCCUAGUCGCUGGCCAACACAUAUAACAGAGGUAUAACAGGCAGAGGUUCUGCUGCUCUUUUCUUAUUGCCGUUUCUGUGCUACAACACAUUAGCAUGACAUUAGCAUUGACAGGCCUCAGGAUUCCUUUGGGCCCAGUCUGCUGUGUUCUAUUCCUCAUUCACAUUCUCUUUCUAUGGACUUUCUGUUCAUUUGAUUGAAAAAAAAGAACAGUUGUACGGUAGGGACAGCUCAGCUCUGCUCUGGACUUCAUCGGACUGCUUCAAAAGACAUGUUCCUGGUUGUGCUGAUCCAAAGUGACUCCCUCCAUUUAAGUGGUUAUGUGAUCCAGGAGAGAGAGAGAGAAGGAGAAAAUAAAGGUCUGGUUCUGCUAUAUGAAGUCAGUACAAGCACAUGUCUGUUCUCUUUUAGUGCAGCACUGCCUAAUUGUGUCUGAAAGAUCACUUACAGUGGGAGAGGUGACACAUUAGGGGAGAGAGAGAGGAGAGCGGGAGAGCGAGAGAGAGAGAGAGAGAGCGGGAGAGCGAGAGAGAGAGAGAGAGAGAGAGAGAGAGAGAGAGAGAGAGAGAGAGAGAGAGAGAGAGAGAGAGAGAGAGAGAGAGAGAGAGAUAAAAGAGGGGAGCCCCUGCACCCUGACCCAGACCAUAAACAGAACAGACAUUUCCUCCUAAAUUCCUGGAGAAACAGAUGGCAUUUGGAAGCCUCUGGGACAGAGUGCUGCUAUUCACCAGCAGAUAUAGGCCAUGUAAAACAAAUUCAUAUUCCACUCUUAUUGCCCCUGACACUUUUAAAAGGGCUUUACUGGGUGAAGAUGUUAACAGCCUAACACCGUUGUUACUGUAGGAUUCAGGGUGCUCCUUCAGGGUGUGUGUGUGUGUGUGUGUGUGUGUGUGUUGUGUGUUUGUGUUUUCAAAGAGAGAAACAGUGCAACUUCAGCCCCACCACUACUUUGCUUCUGAGUUGGAGGAAAUGCAGGAAUGUGGAGUGGGGCCCCUCUUCUCUCUCGCUUCCCCUCCCUCCCUCUCUCGCGUCUCUAUCUUCUCCGAAUGCAAAAGGCACGAGUAUAUCCUAUCUCUCGUCAUCUCUUCUCUAUCUCAUUCGUCUACUACGCCCUAGCUCUUCUACUCCCUCCUCACACCUCUCUCUAGGCCGUCUCUCCUCUCGCCUCUCUCUCUCUCUCCUCAUCUUCUCUCUCUCUCUCCUCUCUCUCUCUCUCUCAUCUCUCUCUACUAUCUUUAUUCUCUUUUCCUCUCUCUAAUCUCGUCUCAUGCCUCGCUGCACAUCACUAACCUCACUGCCCAGCCAGCCUGGCCCUCCCACUCCCUCCCAUUCCUCUUGUCCUGCAUCAAUGACUGUGUCCCAAAUGGCACUAUAUUCUCUAGUCCUGGUCAAAAGUAGUGCACUAUAUAGGGAAUAGGAUGCCAUUUGGGAUGUAGAUAAAGUCUUCCUAGGACAGUGCCAUCAUGCCAAUCCUAACCCUAACCCUUUUUAAAUGGCUCUGGCCAUGUGGUGAGACCAAGUAGACCAACCAGGGCUGGAAUCUGGAAUCUGGAACGUCUUUCUCUCCCCUCACUCAUUUUCUUUCUCAUUCAUCCUCUCAUGUCCUAAAGCAAUGUUACUGUUCCUCAACAUUCUCCCCUCUUUCUCCCUUACUCAUCGUACGCGAAAGGAAGACGGAGGAAAGGGAGGAGAACGAGAAGCGAAGAGGAGGAAGAGGAACGAAGGCGAGGCAGAGGAAAGGAAGCGGGAAGGAAGGCAAGCCGAAGGAUAGGAAGAGAGAGGAAGCGGAGAAGGAAGAGGAGAAGGAAGCACGAAGACGGCAGGAGGGUCACACGCCGCGAGACGCGAAGAGCCGCAGGAGCAGAAGCAAGGGAGCCGACGGCCGCCGUAGGGGCAGACAGAGCGGCCGAGGCAGGGAAGGCAGCACGGCCGCGGCGGGGAGAGACAGCCGAGGGAGCCGGGAAGGCCGAAGGACGGGCGAGGCAGGAAAGGAAGACGAGACGGAAGACGGGGAGAGGCGAAGGAGAAAGAAGAGAGAGGAAGGGAGAGGCAGAAAGAAGGACCGGCGGCGAGGACGGAAGAGAGAAGGACGAGGCAGACAAGGAGAGGACAGAAGAAGCAGGAAGAGGAAGCGAAGAAGGAAGAGGCGAAGCGAAGAAGGACGAGGACGGAAGAACGAGACAGAGACGAAGGAAGAGGGAACGAGAGAAGCGAGGGAAGAGGAGAAGAAGAGCAGAGGUAACGAAACCGAAGCUCAAAAGGAAGAGAAGAACAGGAAGAGAAGAGAAUAGAGAAGGAAGAGAGAAGGAGGGCGAGAGACGGAAUAGGAAGAGGCAGGAAGAGAAGAAGGAGAGGAAGAGAGAGCAGAGGAGCAGGAAGAGAAGAACGGAGAGGAGAGCGAAGAAGCCGGCAAGAGAGAGCGGAGGAGGAGAGGGCGGAGGAGGAGAGAAGGCAAGGAAGAGAGGGAAGGGGGCAGAGAGGAGAGGAGAAGAAGAAAAGAGGGCGGAGAGGAAGAUGAGAAGGAAGAGGAGAAGAAGAGAAGAAGGACGGAGAAGAAAAGGGAAGGACGCAGGAAGAGAGAGAGCGAGAUGAAGAGAAGAGGAAGAAGGAAGAGAGAAGAAAGAGAAGGCAAGAGAAGGAAAGAGGGAAGAGGCAGAAGGCGAGAAGGAGCGGAGAGAAAACGGGAAGAUGAAUCGCAGGAGAACAUCAUCUCUGAUCUUCUCCUUUCAUUCCUUCCUUCCUUCCUCAUCCUCCUCAUCUCCUCCCCCCUUCCUCCUUUCUCCUUCCUCUUCUCCUUCCUCUCCCUGAAAAUGUGUCUCCUUUCUCUCCUCCUUCCUCUUCUCCUUCCUCCCUGCAAAGGUGUCUCCUUUCUCUCCUCCUUCCUCUCCUCCUUCCUCUCCCUGUAAAUGUCUGUCUCCUUUCUCUUCUUCUCUCCACCCCUAUUUCCUCCCUCUGUGUCCCUCACUCAUUCUCCUCCUUCCUAUCCCCCUGCAGUGGCGCAUGAACAUUUGAAAGAGCGGGGUCUGUUUGGGUUGCCCCCUCCCCCUCCUGGAGCCAGCCCUGCUGAGUACUACCACCUGAUGGCCAGCCACCGUAACCCCUACGGAGAGCUGCUGAUGCAGGGGGGUGGGGCGGCAGCUGCACACCUGCCAGACUACAUCACCCCCAUGGAUGGUGAGUUAGACUGGGACUACACAGAGGCCCACUCCUCUUUACUGUAUGUCUGUUGUAUCUUCAGAACAGGUUUAUACUGUCUGUGUGGGAAGGGGUGGAAUUGUGUGUGUGGGGGGGGCAUGCAUGGGAACACAGUCCCAAAAGUGAAAUAAUCUUUACAAGUGUAUUUGAGCUAAAUUCCUGGUGAUUUACAGUGGUCAGUUCACAGACUUUGCCAGUUCCCAGACGUCCAUCCUUGGAAGUGUGUGGGUACGAAUUGUAACAUUCAUUUUAGGGGAAAGAUUUUAUUUGUGUCCCCUGCCCCUUACUCUGUUGGCAUCAGUGUGUACUGUAGGCCUAUAAUAUGGUGGCCAUUUUUAUUGGAAGGUAUGUCACUUUUAAAAGCAACAUGAGUAAUGCAACAACCUCACCUUAGGAGAAUGAUGAAAUCCAUAUCAAUGGAAUUGUAGGCAGCAGAACAUAAAAAGGCUUUUAUACAUUUUUCAUUUCAAACAACUUCAAAGGGCGGGCCAGAAGCCCUCAGGUACUGCAACCACAGUAUAGGUUCAGUAAGUAUUUCCCUCUCUCAAGUCUGUGCCAGGACAUUCCAUAAACAACAGACCUGAUUGUACUGAGAUGACAUUUACUGGAGGAGGUUGCUCAUUCAGAGGGGAGGAGGGGGACAGGGGGGGAGGGGUGAUGCAGAGGGCACCUGGGUCAGAAGUAUGUUUAAUGUAAUGAAUGCCUACUUCCAUCCUCAACUACCUCUGUCACCUUAAAGGGUAGUGGUGUCUAGGGAGAGACUGAUUAUUGUACACAGGGAUAGUGUUACAGUACAGUAGCAUUACCCAUUAGGCUAUAGUGUAGUGUGACGGAACAUGACAUCAAAACCACCCUAUACAGAAGCUUGGAUAUCAAACAAGUUCACUGUGUUCAUAUAACAGAUAGGUUCAGAUUAGGACAGGCACUGAUAUUCCCUUGCCUUUUACUGUAUUGCUGCAUGACAUUUACAGGAAUCCCGACAGACGUUAAGGCAAUAGGAAAUACUGUAGGCCCUUAUCCAUCAUCAAAUGAGGCUCACAGCUACCAGUGUUUCUACUGUAGCUACUACCACUACUGCUUCCUCGGCCGAUAAAACACACAACUCACCCCAGCGAUGUCGCCUCAAGCAGCUCACCCUACGCUCCAAACACUCAGAGAAGGUGAGAUCAGGCCCCUCUACUCAAGGUGAAGGAUAGGAUUUGAUUUGACACACAGACAGUGAGUUUUGCUACCUGUCCUGUACAAGUUAAAUGAUUGCUCUGAGCCUAGUCGGUCUACCUGGGUGUGCAGUGAGAGAGUGAACAUUGUCCUCCAGUGUCUGAGUUGUGCAGCAUCCAGCAGGCCGUGGUUCUGAAUGAGCUGUUGUGUUGCAUUGUGUCUGGGCCAAGCUUCUGCUUGCUCAGGCCAGCCAGGGGCAUGCAGCCAAAGGCCUCAGCCUGCUGUGCGUAUACAAACUGUCAUAACUUAACUCCCAAACAGUGAAAUACACUGUGCAGACCUCUCUGUAGCCCAGCUCCCAAGACAAAGGCUGUGUACUGUAUGAUGAAUUUGGCUUGUUAGUAGUGUAAUAUCUAUGUUACACAGAGAAACAAUGGACCUUAACUACCAGGAGAACAGAGUUUAAAUAAGACCACAGCCACUUUGGCUCAUACAGCUUCUCCACCACUGAAGUCAUAGUCCUCCUCAUAGUGAAGUUAAACCCAGCACAGAUAGAUUUGGCAAUGUUAACAUAUGUUUCCCAUGCCAAUAAAGCCCUUCAAUUUUUUUUUGAAAAUAGAUACAUCCCUCUGUCUCUCAUAGUGAAGUUAACCAGAGAGAUACAUCCCUCUGUCUCUCAUAGUGAAGUUAACCAGAUUGACACAUCCCUCUGUCUCUCAUAGUGAAGUUAACCAGAUAUAUACAUCCCUCUGUCUCUCUGAACUCAGCCAAGGAAGCCUGGCCAGAGCAGGCUGUGAAUGUGAGAGCCAGCCUUACCUAGUGACAUGGCCACUCAGGUCUCAAGGCCAGCCCAGCCUCUGGAGGAGGAGGGGGCCAAUCCACACACACAACCUAGCAGUCGGUCGUCCACACACACACCUAGCAGUCGGUCGCUGCCUGGUGCCUGGCUUGCUGACAUAAAUCACAGGGGGAAAAAGGAGGCGAGGGGCUGCGAGGGGAGGGGGGACGAGGAGAGGUGAGGUGAGCGCCAGGCCCGGCUUUCCAUUACCUCAUUUAUCAGGGGAAGUGGCACAUUAAUAAACACAUCUCCCCUGAGGUGAGCCGCUAACACAGAUAAAUAAGGCUGCCAUUUCUGAAUGGCUUGUUCCAGUCACUGAAACUAUAGAACCAUUAAUGCAAUGUAAAUACUAAGGGCUAAAUUCACCUUUUCUUCUAGAAUGAACCUGAGUUAGUAACUAGUUAACUACUGCUAAAUUACAACACAUAUUCUCCAACGCGAACCCCCUCCCCCUAUCAUGUCAUCGAGUUCUUUAACAGCUGAUGUAAGACAUUUAUUUAUAUUAAGUCUCAUAGCAUAAAUAUCCCCUGAGAGACAGUGGUGGAGUCCAUAUCAGGGCUGGGGUCAAUUAUUAUUUAAAAGUGAUUUUCAUUUAAAUUUAAAAAUGGACAAGUUUUUAAAUAAAUAGCUUCCACUCCUCUGUUUAUUGAGAAGUCAUUGAAAAUAGACGCCUUUUUUAAAAUUGUUGUUGUUUAAGUUUACUUCCUGAAUUCACUGCCUUUAAUUAGAAUUGACCCAAGCCCUGGUCAAUAUGUCCCAGGACGUUUAGGAAAGUCCCAAAGCACUAAAACUGAGCACAUGUGUGGUACUUAUGGGACUGUAUUGGAGAUACUAUUUAGAAAUGACAGUUAGCCAUUAGCUUCUGCUAAGAAUAAUGGCACAGGAAGCGAGAAUGUUAUUCUCUGUGGUGGUAGCCUGAGUUUGAUCAGCCGAGGCACUGUUUGUGUAGAGCUGCUGGUGCAGUGCCUGGUGUUGGCACCACAUGUUAUUGAGCCAUUAUGGGAUAUCCGUUGCAGUGCCUUUGGUUAUUACCCCACAGGUCCUAAGGACACUGUUGGUCUGGACCGGCUCCACUAAUACCACUGCUAAUGUCUAGCACCUGUUGAGCCCUGAACAACUGGCUGACUGGCUCUCCUGCUGACAUCACUGGCGCCCUAGAGCAACAGACACCAGAAACACACCGAUUACAUAUCACAGGAAAUUAGAGAAUAACCAGCUUUAUGAAUUUAAUCUGUGAUUUGGUGUAUUAUAAAUUUUUUCAAAAUGCCAUUAUCCAUACAGUUUAUUCUUCAAAUAUGUUUAAACAGCUGGUUACAGUAACUACUGUACCUGGCUGGUAGCAAAUUAUACAUAGUGGCAAUUUUCAUGAAGUAAUUAUUGGAUAGUUAUUACGUAAUUAUCAUCCUACAUUGUCAUUUUUCAAAGUAAGACCAGGUAGCUUAGGGACUUAAAGAAUAAACUGUGACAAAAUGUACAUUAUAAACCAUGAACAUAAGAGCGAUCAAAAACACUUUGCAUACAUUUCAGUUGAAAUCAAUUCUCUAAAUUGGCCUCAUUUACCAAAGUGAAGUACAGAAUGUUUUCGAUCUCAGUGAGAUUUUUAUCUGAUUAAUUAAAGUACAUUAUUUAGGCUUAGAUUUAUUAUCCUUUACACUGAAUCUUAAUGAGGUCACCGUGGCCUAUGUCUGCAUCCCAAAUGACACCCUAUUCCCUACAUAAGGCUCUGGUCAAAAGUGGUGCACUAUAUAGGAAAUAGGUUGCCAUUUAGGAUGCAUGGAUUUUGAAAGACACCAGAGCUAAGAUCUUUUCAAACAGAAUAGAAGCCGUUUGUUAUGCGCAUUUUGUUUUAUUUUAAUUCUAGGUCGUGUACAUUGAAAAUGUGUGUCACUAGGGCUCAUUAAAGAAAGUUGUUUGAGGAUUGUUGCUUUCGGUUUUUUAUUUCCAUCUUUCAUCUCCAUCCCCUAUCUAUCCUCUGCUUUAUUUCCUUCCCCUGCUAUAAUUCUAGCACCGGAUAAGAGAUGAGUUUAUUUUACUGCAACAAUAUCUUCUGCCAGGCUCGGUUUCCAUCACCUCAGACAAAUUGUUUACUGUAUUAGCUGGGAAUCAAUCUUGAGCACUUAUUGAUAGUGCUGCUCUAUUUCCAGGGGGUUUGGGUGUCGGAGGGAGGCUGCGUUAGCAUCCAUCACGCAGUCCCAGGCUGGGCUAGAGGCUGGGCUGGGCUGGAGCGUUCCUCUAGGUCUGUCUCUCUCUGUAACUCCAGAAAUAGCACAGAGUUGGGCAGGGUAGGAUGGGAUGGGGAAAUGACACAAUGAUAGUGAGAAAGAAAGAUUGACUCGAUAGAUUUAUUUUUGCCUAUAUUAAAUUAUUUUAAAAGUUGCAAACAUUCUUAAUAUCUCACAGUGGUAAAGUGGGUGCCCUCCCUUAGGGAGAGAGAGAGAGACACUGGGCUUUUGACUUGGCUUGGAGUGAACAAUAAGGGGGAUAGGUGUAGGGGCAGAAAGCAGGUUACAGGGCAUAAAAGUUUAAACUGAUAGCCAUUAUAGAUCACGCAUGUUGUGGAUAUACUGUAUAUAUAUAUAUGCAAACUACGACAAUAAGUCUCUGCAUACUUCAAUCAGAUGCAACUUGGGAGAUAUAGGCAAACUAUGCCCAGCUGAGAGGAGAAGUUCAAAGGUUGUCAGACUAACGGUCUGUAUGUGUCUGUGUUUCUUUCUCUUCCUCAGUGUCACGGUUCUCCAGUCCCAGACUGACCCCCAGGCUGAACAGAAAGCGAGCCCUGUCCAUCUCGCCUCUCUCAGACGCCAGCAUCGACCUGCAGACCAUGAUCCGUACCUCACCCAACUCUCUGGUGGCCUACAUUAACAACUCACGCUCUAGCUCGGCAGCCAGCAGCUCCUACGGACACCUCUCUGUUGGAGGCAUCAGGUACCCUAGCCAGUAACUAGUCAAUAUGUAGUAAUAACUGAUUGUUCAAACUAUUGAUAUAAGAAUGCUUGGAUAGGGUUAACUGAUAUACUGGUCACAUGAAUAUGAACUCCACUUAAGUCACAAAGUUAUACAUGACUUGGACUUUUACGGUGACCGUAUCAGAGCCACACCGGCGGUCACGAGUCAUGACGGCAGUCAAAUUCCACGUGACCGUUUAGUCACACUAAUUAGGCUUCUCCAAGCUCUGAUGCUGCUGACGGUCAUUAGUAGCCUACCAAACUUGCUAACUGCCUGGUACUCAGCACUCUAUUGUCCCUCUAAUCACUCUGACGUCAAUGCAAAUAUAAUCGAAAAUCUAAUCAAACACUUCAUGAGAGCCCAUGAGCUCAUGUUGCGCAACAUUUUUAUAGGCUAUGCAAUUGCGUGAGAAAACAGAGUGAUGGCCUCUAUUAAAAAGACGAGGAUCCCAUCAGCUUUUUAUAGGCUAAGCCUACUAUAUUUAUUUCUCAUCUUUCCUAAUAUUAAGCACAUUGCUUCUCUUUACAACAGGACUAUAGCCUACCUGGCUGGCAUGAAAAUGAACCACGGGAAAAGCGUCCUCCAUUCGCUAUUUAAGUGCAUAGAUGACAUGUAUUUUUUUCCGCUACCCCUGUUUCAAGACAGGUGCAUGAUAAUGGUCCAUUCUAAAUCUAAAUAAAUUUCACACAUAUAUUAUUUAGUAUAUGUAAAGACAAGAUUAAAUCAAGAAUAGUAUGAUGGGUGACAAUAUUAGCCUAUCACUUGUGAAUGAUAUAUUAUCAUUUGUGAAUGAUGCCCAGCUUAAGGCAAGAAACAGCGCACGCUUUUUUUGGCAACUUGUUCUAAUCAUAGUCCCACGCCUCAUGUAGCCUAGCCCAUAGGCCUAUACAGUACAUUCGGAAAGCAUUCAGAUCCCUUGACUUUUUCCACAUUUUGUUACGUUACAGCCUUAUUCUAAAAUGGAUUAAAAAAAAAAAAAAUCAUCAUCAAUCUACACACAAUACCACAUAAUUACAAAGCAAAAACAGGUUUUAAGAAAUGUUUGCACAUUUCUUACAAAUAAAAAACAGAAAUACCAUAAGUAUUCAGACCCUUUGCUAUGAGAAUCGAAAUUGAGCUCAGGUGCAUCCUGUUUCCAUUGAUCAUCCUUGAGAUGUUUCUACAACUUGAUUGGAGUCCAGCUGUGGUAAAUUCAAUUGAUUGGACAUGAUUUAGAAAGUCACACACCUGUCUAUAUAAGGUCCCACAGUUGACAGUGCAUGUCAGACCAAAAACCAAGCCAUGAGGUCGAAGGGAUUGUCCGUAGAGCUCUGAGACAGGAUUGUGCCGAGGCACAGAUCUGGGGAAGGGUUCCAAAAAAUGUCUGCAGCAUUGAAGGUCCCCAAGAACACAGUGGCCUCCAUCAUUCUUAAAUGGAAGAAGUUUGGAACCACCAAGACUCUUCCUAGAGCUGGCUGCCUGGCCAAACUGAGCAAUCAGGGGAGAAGUGCCUUGGACAGGGAGGUGACCAAGAACCCGAUGGUCACUCUGACAGCCCGCUUGGAGUUUGCCAAAAGGCACCUAAAGGACUCUCAGACCAUGAGAAACAAGAUUCUCUGGUCUGAUGAAACCAAGAUUGAACUCUUUGGCCUGAAUGCCAAGCGUCACGUCUGGAGGAAACCUGGCACCAUCCCUACGGUGAAGCAUGGUGGUGGCAGCAUCAUGCUGUGGGGAUGUUUUUCAGUGGCAGGGACUGGGAGACUAGUCAGGAUCGAGGGAAAGAUGAACGGAGCAAAGUACAGAGAGAUCCUUGAUGAAAACCUGCUCCAGAGCACUCAGGACCUCAGACUGAGGUGAAGGUUCACCUUCCAACAGGACAACGACCCUAAGCGCACAGCCAAGACAACGCAGGAGUCUCUGAAUGUCCUUGAGUGGCCCAGCCAGAGCCCGGACUUGAACCCGAUCAAACAUCUCUGGAGAGACCCGAAAAUAGCUGUGCAGCAACGCUCCCCAUCCAACCUGACAGAGCUUGAGAGGAUCUGCAGAGAAGAAUGGGAGAAACUGCCCAAAUACAGGUGUGCCAGAGCCCGGACUUGAACCCGAUCAAACAUCUCUGGAGAGACCCGAAAAUAGCUGUGCAGCAACGCUCCCCAUCCAACCUGACUCCCCAAAUACAGGUGUGCCGAGUUUGUAGCAUCAUACCCAAGAAGACUCGAGGCUGUAAUCACUGCCAAAGGUGCUUCAGCAAAGUUUUUUAUUCAUUUAUUUUUUAUUUCACCUUUAUUUAACCAGGUAAGCCAGUUGAGAACAAGUUCUCAUUUACAACUGCGACCUGGCCAAGAUAAAGCAAAGCAGUGCGAUAAAAACAACAACACAGAGUUACAUAUGGGGUAAAACAAAACAUAAAGUCAAAAAUACAACAGAAAAUAUAUAUACAGUGUGUGCAAAUGUAGCAAGUUAUGGAGGUAAGGCAAUAAAUAGGCUAUAGUGCAAAAUAAUUACAGUUAGUAUUAACACUGGAAUGAUAGAUGUGCAAGAGAUUAUGUGCAAAUAGAGAUACUGGGGUGCAAAUGAGCAAAAUAAAUAACAAUAUGGGGAUGGUAGUUGGGUGGGCUAAUUUCAGAUGGGCUGUGUACAGGUGCAGUGAUCGGUAAGGUGCUCUGACAACUGAUGCUUAAAGUUAGUAAAGUACUGAGUAAAGGGUCUGAAUACUUAUGUAAAUGUAAUAUUUCAGUUUUUUUCUAAAAACCUGUUUUUGCUUUGUCAUGAUGGGGUAUUGUGUGUAGAUUGAUGAGGGGAAAAAACUAUUUAAUAUGUUUUAGAACAAGGCUGUAACGUAACAAAAUGUGGAAAAAGUCAAGGGGUCUGAAUACUUUCCGAAUGCACUGUAUGUUUUGAUAAGGUUUGCAUCAUAACUAAAGUGGCCAACUAACUUCUUAAAAUGAAGCACAUUAAUCCACUUUACAAAACGGGUGUAGAGCCUAACUGGCAUACAUACACAGCACGUGAGUUUCAAGUUUGGGGAAGAUAGUUUUUACCAUAAAAAUGCACCUUUAUGAUAAAAGCAAUGUGCACACAAAUGCGAUUAUGCAUGUAAUCAUAAUCGCAUUUGUGGUCACUUUUGAGAAUGGUGUUUUCCUGCUAAUGGAACAUUCGCACUUAUAGCCUACUGCUGUGUGCGCAUUGCUGUGUGAAGAAUGUGAAGAAAUGGCCUAAAAGUUUAUCAACAUUUUUAGCUAAACGUUCUCAUCUGUUGCGUCAGGCUCAUUGCUUAAAACAGGUUUUUGAUGCUAGUAGUUGUAUUAAUUUGGGAUCUAUCGCAUCCCACAACGGUCCCAGACUAUGUUUGGAAUAUUUGUUUCUCGCACAGAAUAGAAUAUGUCAACUUUUGUACUAUGGGGGAUAGUAGAUUGACAUAGGCUAGUAAAUGUGGACAGUUCCUCCAUUAUCUUCAAUAUGCGCCGCGGAAUUGGAUAAGGACACGCACAGUUGCGUCCCCGAUGUGUCUGUCUUCACUUGUAGCCUGUAAGAAAGACCCGAUCACUUGACAGAGAACCAUGUGAGUAAGAGGUGCUUCAUCACGGAGUUAUAAUUAUUAUAUUCAGCCCAAGGGCACAACGGCCACUUUGGCUGCAAAAGGCAAGGAUUUUUUUUUUCUUUCUGAAAUAGACUACAUUUUCUUCAUAAAAUGUCUAAAAUAAAUAAUGGAUUUAUUGUGAUGUUGUAGGCUAUAUUACAUGGAUUUAUUCGACUUUUUUAAAUGUAGAUGUUCCGAAGGUCUGCAUCAGUGACUUGUAGGCUAUGCGUGGAAGCCAGGAGAUGCUAAAUGUGUUUAUGUUUAUUAAUGGUAAAUUACUGUGAGACCGGCAGUUAUUUGCUUGACAAUCACUGGCUGACAGAAUUUCAUGACCGCCACAGCCUUAUUCAUGGCUGACAAAAUGUAAUGACCGCCACAGCCUUAUACAGUUGAAGUCGGAAGUUUACAUACACUUAGGUUGGAGUCAUUAAAACUCGUUUUUCAACCACUCCACAAAUUUCUUGUUAACAAACUAUAGUUUUGGCAAGUUGGUUAGGACAUCUACUUUGUGCAUGACACAAGUAAUUUUUCCAACAAUUGUUUACAGACAGAUUAGUUCACUUUUAAUUCACUGUAUCACAAUUCCAGUGGGUCAGAAGUUUACAUUCACUAAGUUGACUGUGCAUUUAAACAGCUUGGAAAAUUCCAGAAAAUGAUGUCAUGGCUUUAGAAGCUUCUGAUAAGCUAAUUUACAUAAUUUGAGUCAAUUGGAGGUGUACCUGCGGAUGUAUUUCAAGGCCUACCUUCAAACUCAGUGCCUCUUUGCUUGACAUCAUGGGAAAAUCCAAAGAAAUCAGCCAAGACCUCAGAAAAAAAAUGUUUGACCUCCACAAGUCUGGUUCAUCCUUGGGAGCAAUUUCCAAAUGCCUGAAGGUACCACGUUCAUCUGUACAAACAAUAGUACGCAAGUAUAAACACCAUGGGACCACGCAGCCGUCAUACCGCUCAGGAAGGAGACGCGUUCUGUCUCCUAGAGAUGAACGUACUUUGGUGCGAAAAGUGCAAAUCAAUCCCAGAACAACAGCAAAGGACCUUGUGAAGAUGCUGGAGGAAACAGGUACAAAAGUAUCUAUAUCCACAGUAAAACCUGAAAGGCCGCUAAGCAAGGAAGAAGCCACUGCUCCAAAACCGCCAUAAAAAAGCCAGACUACGGUUUGCAACUGCACAUGGGGACAAAGAUCGUACUUUUCUGAGAAAUAUCCUCUGGUCUGAUGAAACAAAAAUAGAACUGUUUGGCCAUAAUGACCAUCGUUAUGUUUGGAGGAAAAAGGGGGACCUUGCAAGCCGAAGAACACCAUCCCAACCGUGAAGCACGAGGGUGGCAGCAUCAUGCUGUGGGGGUGCUUUACUGCAGGAGGGACUGGUGCACUUCACAAAAUAGAUGGCAUCAUGAGGAAGGAAAAUUAUGUGGAUAUAUUGAAGCAACAUCUCAAGACAUCAGUCAGGAAGUUAAGCUUGGUCGCAAAUGGGUCUUCCAAAUGGACAAUGACCCCAAGCAUACUUCCAAAGCUGUGGCAAAAUGGCUUAAGGACAACAAAGUCAAGGUAUUGGAGUGGCCAUCACAAAGCCCUGACCUCAAUCCUAUAGAAAAUGUGUGGGCAGAACUGAAAAAGUGUGUGCGAGCAAGGAGGCCUACAAACCUGACUCAGUUACACCAGCUCUGUCAGGAGGAAUGGGCCAAAAUUCACCCAACUUAUUGUGGGAAGCUUGUGGAAGGCUACCCGAAACGUUUGACCCAAGUUAAACCAUUUAAAGGCAAUGCUACCAAAUACUAAUUGAGUGUAUGUAAACUUCUGACCCACUGGGAAUGUGAUGAAAGAAAUAAAAGCUGAAAUAAACCAUUCUCUCUACUAUUAUUCUAACAUUUCACAUUCUUCAAAUAAAGUGGUGAUCCUAACUGACCUAAGACAGGGAAUUUUUACUACGAUUAAAUGUCAGGAAUUGUGAAAAACUGAGUUUAAAUGUAUUUGGUUAAGGUGUAUGUAAACUUCCGACUUCAACUGUACAUGACCAUAUAUGACCAACAUUGGGUUCAGGUGAAAAGUAGUGACAUUUUAGUAAUUUAGGAGACGCUCGAUUUACAGGAGCAGUUAGGGUUAAGUGCCUUGCUCAAGGGCACAUUGACAUAUUUUUCACCUAGUCAGCUUGUGGAUUCGAACUAGCAACCUUUUGGUUACUGGUCCAACACUCUUAACCUCUAGGCUACCUGGGUUGAAAGUGGAACUUUGUGUCACCGUUGGAGAUCAGUGACAUAUCUCUCAUGUGUUUUAUUGUCUUGUGUUCCAGUCCGUCCUUUACGUUCCCCCACCACAUCAACCCCAUGGCCUACCAGCAGCUCCUGUCCCAGCAGAGAGGCCUAAGUGCAUUCGGCCACACCCCUCCCCUCAUCCAGCCCCCGCCCACCUUCUCCAGUCGCCAGUCUUCCCUGGGUCUCUCUUCUCUGCCCCCCUCCUCACACAACCACAACAAUGGCUCACAGUCAAAGGUGAGACUGCUCUUCUUUGGUAAUGGUGGUGUGCAAACCAGCUUUGAUGUGUGAAUACUUUUUCCUUCAGUUUGUCAGUCUUCUUCCUGAACUGUACCUAAAUUGUCCGGUACGAGGUAGAUCUUCUCAUUAUCCAUAACCGCCAAAUGUGAGCCUUGCCCUGUGGCCUUCUGGGAAUUCUGGUAUUGUGUGGGAUGCUCUAAUCCAACCAGCAUUACAUCUACAGCUGUACAAUUUUCUUCUGUUGUUUGCGUUCUCAGUAAACUUGUUUUAAGAUGAUUUAAAACAUCAGUACUGCAGUCCCCUUCCCUCAUCCAGUGUAUACAUCCACUGUGGUUUGUGGUUCUCUCUGCCAGUGCAUUUAUUAUCAUACCAUUCACUGAAAUGCCCCUUCUUAAGGUAAACUCCAUACCAAUGAAUAAAGGGAUUGGGGACAUUAAACCCUCAUUGCCCCAACCCACACGAUCCCAACCCCACGGUUCUGUUUCAGCCCACAGUAAACACAGAGGGAUACUGAGGAGAAACAAAGUCUUCCUCUGAUUAGGAACACUUUGCUGUGGUUUAGUGCAAUCACAGAAUCACAGUCUAGCAUGACUAUUCAAACCAACUGCCAGAUACUGCCUAUGUCAGCUUAUUGUGAAGCAUUGACUGUGUAGGUGGUGGGGUGUGCCUUCUCUUUUCUCUAAGGUUUCUCUAGGAUUCACCUGGUUUACACUGAAGCCUCAGGCAGUGGGCUCACUGUAGAUGGAUGGGAUGUUUCCAUACUGUACUCCACCCUCUCAUCAUAAAACACUCUAAAUUGUUUAGUCUCUGUGGUGGCUCACCUCUGAUAUAUGAAUGUCUAUUUGACUCUAGCCCUCUAUUAACCCCAAUCUUUUCUUUUCUUUACAUUUCCUUUCUUUUCUUUUCUUUUCUUCUAUCCACUCCUCUCUUCUCCUCUCUCCCCUCCUCUCCUCCUCUCCUCUCAUCUCCUAUUCUCUCCUCCACUCCAGAACACAUGUGGGGACUCGGCAGUGAGCAGUACAGUCAAUCCCAUGAUCACCAAGAGGUCAAAGGUGAAGACAGAGGUGGAGUGUCCGAGGCCGCUGUCCCCAUGUUCUCCGGUAAGAAUCAGAUAAGGAUCUACUACUUUAUAAAUCAGUUGUUAUGAUGAACCUUGUUGCCCUGUACAGUAAGUGAAACGUAUGGGUUGAUAGGAUCUAAAGAGAAUGACAUGUUGAGGGCAAUGAAAAAAUGAUCAAUUCUUUGCAACUGAUGAUUAAAAAACUGCUUCCUUUGCUUCCUUUCCUCUGCCAUUUCCUCCCCAAAUACUCCUCUGUGCUGAAUUGACACAGACCCCUGGGAACCAGCCAGUCCCCUGACCCCCUUUCUUUCUCUGCUACGGCUGAAAGAAGAAAAACUCUGUGUGAUAAGAGCUUUGCAUCCAUUCGUUUGUUCCGCUCUCUCUUCUUUUCUCCCUGGCCACUGUAAACUGUGCCACAGCACUUCAUUUUAAUGAAAUAUUGGCCAGACUUUAUUGUCAUCUGAGGUGCUUUCUUUCUCUCUCUCUCUCUCUCUCUCUCUCUCUCUCUCUCUCUCUCUCUCUCUCUCUCUCUCUCUUCUCUCUCUCUCUCUCUCUCUCUCUCUCUCUCUCUCUCUCUCUCUCUCUCUCUCUCUCUUGACAAAUUUGCGCCCUCCUCUCCGACUCAGAGGCAGGUUUGGGUUUGUGCUUGAUGCAUGGGGAUGGCGGUGCGCACAGUCGUCUUGGGGCCAGUAGAAUUGAUGAAGAUAGUGGCGCGGUGCAGAGAUAAACAUGCUGCAGUCAGCACAUUGGAGCAGGGAAGGGUGGGAGGCUGGCGCUGUGGAGAGAGAGAGAGGAGACCAGGGGAUGGGCUGCACGUCACACAAACAUACACACACACAGCCUGCAGGCCUGGGAACUGUCAAUGAAUCCCUGCCUGGCCAGAAAAAAAUUAACGCAUCUGUCUGUUACAUGUACAUUAGUCACUCUGUUCCUCCAGACAAGUCAAUCUGGGCUAUCUCGGAUAAUGUCAGGGUAUCCCCUCCCCACAUCAGUAACAGUAAUAGUUGAAGUGUUGUUGAGUAGAAUUUCAGCAGGAGGGUUAAUGGCUUGUAUUGGGUUAAAAGAAAAAAUAUUUCCGUGGACCGUAAGAAAGAAUGGACUAUAAAGUCUUCUUCUUCUCUUUUCUCGUGUUCUUCUAACUCUAACAGGAUCAUCUAGGUGGGAUGCUGGACCUGAAGGAGGACUUGGAUAAAGAUGAAUGCAAGCAUGAGCCAGAGAUGGUGUAUGAGACCAACUGCCAAUGGGAGGGAUGCUCCAAGGAGUACGACACGCAGGAACAACUGGUCCAUGUAAGGAGAGGACGGGGACGGAGGGACAGGAGGGGAUGGGGACAGGGACAGGGGACAGGCAUCAGACAAGCGUUUCCUUUUUGUUUAACUAGCUCAGAAAAUGUCCCUGCGUGUUUUAAAACAACCAACCUGGAGCCGGUUUCCUAAAGAGCAUCUUAAGGCUAAGCUAAUCGUUAGAACCUAUGGACUCUGGUAGUAUGUUACCUGUGGUUCUAAUGAUGAAACCUGGCCCAGGGCCAAGAGCAGAGGAAGGUCGCUAUCUAAUGAGUGCGUGGUGAGAGAGAGGAGGUCUGCCUGUCAGUGCAGCUGGAAUAAGUCCAGAAUAAAUCCCAUUGACCUCUAGGUCUAUAUGAGCUCCCUAACCUCUGACCUCUGACCUUUGAAGCCCAACAUAAAGCCGUCCUGCCAGGAACACUAAACCCCUAAACCCUCCCUGAUUUAGUCUCCACAGUAACCUCUAACAGACUAACAGAGUCCAUAUUUUAGUGCUGCCUAAGACUGAGGCUUGUCAAUAGACUUAAACUGGGGUCCUGUUUUAUUAUGCUUUCCUCCAGAUAGUUACUGAGAGUCAAAUGAUUCCUAUAGAUACUGAGAGUCAAAUGAUUCAUAUAGAUACUGAUAGUCAAAUGAUUCCUAUAGAUACUGAGAGUCAAAUGAUUAAUAUAGAUACUGAGAGUCAAAUGAUUCCUAUAGAUACUGAGAGUCAAAUGAUUAAUAUAGAUACUGAGAGUCAAAUGAUUCCUAUAGAUACUGAGAGUCAAAUGAUUAAUAUAGAGAUUAAUAGAGAUUACGAGAGUCAAAUGAUUCAUAUAGAUACUGAUAGUAAAAUGAUUAAUUGGUUGUUCACAUAAGUAAGCUUAGCUAAGUGUUUAGCCUCCAUGAAACUGGGAUUGUUUUACUCUAUUGGACUUUUUGGCAUGUAGAGUCUUGGUCGAGCAGGGGCAUUCCAGGCCGUCAGUGAAGCAGAGAGAGGGGGGGCAGACAGAGAGAGAGAAAGAAGAGGAGAGAGAGAAUGGAGAAAGAGAGAUGUGGGGGUGGGGGGUGGAGGUGGGAGAGAGUGAGAGUGGAUGAGAAGAUAGAGUGAGAGAGAGAGGAGUAGAGUCGAGACGCCAGCUCUUCAGAGAAGACCCCUUUUUGCAGCGAGAGAGAGAGAGAGAGAGAGAGAGUGCACUGUGACACAGAGGAGCUCAGACUAUGGCCUCCAUUAUCUGUCCUCAUUGUUUCACUCAGUCACGACAGUUACACUCCAGCUGAACAUUAGACCUCUCUGAGAUCCUUCCUAAUGAUAGGCACACACACACAAACACACACACCCUCAUAAUGAUAGGCCAGGAUGGUUUAGGUUAGGCAGUUACGGACAAAGAGCUGCUUGUCUGAGAGAGCAGUCAACGCACGCUCAACCACCAUGUGUCUUUGGCUUAAUUAUCAUGGGCCAGACAUUAAACCAACAAGUAGGGAGCGUAGCCUAAGGAAUAUGCUGGCAUUUAGCUGCCACAAUGAUGGUCCUUGUCACUGAUGUGUGUGUGUGUGUGUGUGUGUGUGUGUGUGUGUGUGUGUGUGUGUGUGUGUGUGUGUGUGUGUGUGUGUGUGUGUGUGUGUGUGUGUGUGUGUGUGUGUGCGUGUGUGUGUGUGUGUGAAUGCAUACAUGCCUGUUAGCACUAUACUCUUGCAAGGAAAAAAGUAACUUUAGUUGCUGCAGGUUUGAAACCCGAGCAUCCUGUUAGUUACCUGGUUGUUCGUAAUUCCUGAUGUUCUCAGGGUAUUAAGUCCAUUUCUACAAAUGGGUUCAUCAAGGGAUCCCAAGAAACAGUGGUUUGAGUUGUAAUCCCUCCACACUCACUGGGCCCCUGCACUCAAACACUACAGCCCUAAUGAGGGAAUGCUUACAAGUGCACAAUACCUGUCCAAACCCAUUCGCCCUAGGCUAUGCACGCCAGCCAGCAGGAUACCACAUCAAUCUUGGAUAAGAGAGUUGGAAAUCCGUCACAGGGCAAUUCCAUUAAAUUAAAGUGUUGAAAGGCUGCACCUCUAGACACAUACAAACAGAACGGAGCAAAGGAGCAUUUGCCUGUUUGACGAUUGAUUUAAUUUCCCUAACCGUAGAAUCCCUCUUAGGGAGAAAGUAGACUAGUGGAACUCAUCUAUCAAAGACAAACAGCGCCACAUGGCAAAUUGUGCGUACCUACAACACAAUCACGUCUUUUUCUUCACUGUCUGACAAACGGAAAGUAAACUGCAAACUUUGAUUGAUGGCGUUACUCCUAAUUUCUUUGAUAGGCAAAUGGCUGCUCUGCCUUUGAAACAACCUGAAAUUGACUUGUUCUAACAGACUUCUAUCACAGAGAAAACCUCUGUCUCCUGUUGAUAGUGUGUUUGCAUGUUUUCUAAGUAGUAAAAUUACACUCAAUAACAGAUAGAACAGAACACAACUAGACACCUAAUAAAAAAGACAGUUCAAUCACAGACAACCUCAGAGGGACUUCAGUGGAGAGAGAAACAUUAGAAGUUACAGGCCCUGCACAGAAAGAAAACCUAUCCCUUUCCCCCUAGGCACUUCAUGUAGAUUUCAUAUAAUUACUACAAUUGAAUUACUAUUGCUUACACCUAUCUAAUCCCUUAGAUCGACACAAUUGUCUAGGGAGUAGGGGCUAGGGGUUGUUACUGGACUGGUCCGUAAUCUCACAGGCUGUAGAGAUCCAGAAAGUCUCAUCCGGGCAUGUCUCCCUAUAGCACAUCAAUAACGACCAUAUCCACGGGGAGAAGAAGGAGUUCGUGUGCCGCUGGGAUGAGUGCUCGCGGGAGCAGAAGCCCUUCAAGGCUCAGUACAUGCUGGUUGUUCACAUGAGGAGGCACACAGGGGAGAAGCCACACAAGUGUACCGUGAGUAACUGAUCGUUGCCAGGCUCGGCCUAUGCUGAGCAUUUGCCUCUCUAAACACUUGUAGAGUACACCGUCACACACACACAAACACACUCACUGAGAAUCACACACACACAUGGGCUUUUCUCAAUAUUUCACUUGAUCAUUCUAGAAAAGGAAGAAAGAUGGUUCAUCGUGCUUACAGAAUGAACAACAUUACAUAUUCUCAUAGAGGAUCUCCCUAAGCUGGUUAGUAGGGUGGAUGUUAGUGGUUUCAGAUGUAAUUACCAGUAUAUCAUGUAAGUAAAGAAGUGGAAAGGGCAAUGGUUCCUUAUUACAGUAAGACCUAGAUAUAUCUUCUACAGUACUGUAUUGUAAGUCCCUCAUGUACAACAUCUAAGACUUUGCUCUCUUCAGGCCAAAUCCUUAACUUUUCGCAUAAAUCAUGCACUGAUGUCAAGGGGAGAUUUGUUUCUAAAGUUAGGAUUGGUGACUAUUUACAGUGCAUUCGGAAAGUAUUCAGACCCCUUCACUUUUCCACAUUUUGUUACGUUACAGCCUUAUUCUAAAAUUGAUAAAAUUGUUUUUUUCCCUCAUCAAUCUACACACAAUACCCCAUAAUGACAAAGCAAAAACAGAUUUUUUGACAUUUUUGCAAAUUUAUAUCACAAGUAUUCAGACCCUUUACUAUGAGACUAGAUAAUUGAGCUUAGGUGCAUCCAGUUUCCACUGAUCAUCCUUGAGAUGUUUCUACAACUUGAUUUGAGUCCACCUGUGGUAAAUUCAAUUGAAAAAAAUUCAAGUAUUCAGACCCUUUACUCAGUACUUUGUUGAAGCACCUUUGGCAGCGAUUACAGCCAAACUCCAAGUGGGCUGUCAUGUGCCUUUUACUGAGGAGUGGCUUCCAUCUGGCCACGCUACCAUAAAGGCCUGAUUGGUGGAGUGCUGCAGAGAUGGUUGUCCUUCUGGAAGGUUCUCCCAACUCCACAGAGGAACUCCGGAGCUCUGUCAGACUGACCAUCGGGUUCUUGGUCACCUCCCUGACCAAGGUCCUUCUUCCCCGAUUGCUCAGUUUGGCCGGGCGGCCAGCUCUAGGAAGAGUCUUGGUGGUUCCAAACUUCUUCCAUUUAAAAAUUAUGGAGGCCACUGUGUUCUUGGGGACCUUCAAUGUUGCAGAAAUUUGUUGGUACCCUUCCCCAGAUCUGUGCCUCAACACAUUCCUGUCUCGGAGCUCUACGGACAAUUCCUUCGACCUCAUGGCUUGGUUUUUGCUCUGACCUGCACUGUCAACUGUGGGACCUUAUAUAGACAGGUGUGUGCCAUUCCAAAUAAUGUCCAAUCAAUUGAAUUUACCACAGGUGGACUCCAAUCAAGUUGUAGAAACAUCUCAAGGAUGACAAUGGAAACAGGAUGCACCUGCGCUCAAUUUCCAGUCUCAUAGCAAAGGGUCUGAAUACUUAUGUAAAGAAGGUAUUUCAUUUUUUAAAAAUAAAUUAGCAAAGAAAAUCCUAAAACAUGUUUUUGCUUUGUCUAUAUGGGGAAUUGUGUGUAGAUUGAUGAGGAAUUGUUUUUAUUUAAUCCAUUUUAGAAUAAGGCUGUAACGUAACAAAAUGUGGAAAAAGUGAAGGUGUCUGAAUACUUUCCGAAUGCACUGUAUAUGCCUCCACACUAGAGUGUAAUUCAUUACACAAUAAUUGCAAAGAUCAUCUUUAUAAAAAUUAAACAGAAUUGGAAAACAAGGAUAGACGUGAAAUACACUGGACAAAGAUCCUGUGUUUGACUGCUUCUGUGUUUUCCUUUCUCUCUUUUGCAGUUUGAGGGCUGCUGUAAGGCCUAUUCUCGCCUGGAGAAUCUGAAGACCCACCUGCGGUCUCACACAGGGGAAAAACCAUAUGUGUGUGACCACGAGGGAUGCAACAAAGCCUUCUCUAACGCCUCGGACAGAGCCAAGCACCAGAACCGCACACACUCCAACGAGGUGCACACACGCGCACACGCGCACACACACACACACUUCAAUGAGGUCCUACUGGAGCUGCCUCCCAAACACCACCCUAUUCCCUUCAUAGUGCACUACUUUUGACCAGGGCCUUGGUCAAAAGUAGUGCACUAUGCAGGGAAUAGGGUGCCAUUUGGGAUGCAGACAAGCUCCCACACUGCACAGCACUGCAGCUCCAUUCUGCCCUGCCAAGACUUCAGAUAGACUCACUUAUAGAGUCCAUUAGAUAUUCUCUUAGACAGACAUCCGUAGGAUCAAUAUUCUUCUAUCUUUUGUGACUGACUGUAAGGUCCUGGGCCAAAAGAUUGUGGCAUCAAGAAAGUACAAACUGACUAAUGUGUCUUCAAUCUGUUGUCUGCUAGCCUUUUACAUAUUCAGGCUGAAAUGAGAUGUCUUUUUCUCAUCACGCACAGUGAUUGUUCUUGGAUGUCUAUACUUGCCCCAUUAAACCACGGCCGUGUGUGUGUGUUUGUUUGUGUGUGCAUGUGUUCCCAAGUGUGCGUGUGUGUGUAUGCAGGCGUGUGUGUGAGUAAAUAAUGAUGUGCGGAACUAAUGAGCGUGGCAGCCCCACAAUGCAUUAGUGUGAAUCAAGCGUAGGCAUCCCCUAUGGAGAUCCAGACCACCUGCAGAUCACCAAUACAAAAUGAACCCUGGAACCGUUUCAAGCCUCCUACUAGCCUAUCCAUCAGGAGAUAGAGGAGAGAAAUGUGGGGGGAGAGCACAAUGUCCCAUAGAUCCACACACACAGACACACACACACUCUACCCCUCGGGAUGAAAAACAAGACUGGAUCCAUCCCACUAGUAUAACUUUAACUUUAUUACUGGAAACCACAUACAUCUUAGUGAUAUUCUGUGGCUCUAAGCAGAACCAACAAGUCACUGGUUUUACAUACAUAAUUUAUACACUCUAAUUGCGUGUUUACAACAACAGCUAGUCACAGCUAAUCUGAGUAAGUAGGAGGGGAUGGAUAUUCUAAUUCACAGUCAUGUAUUUGAAUGUUAUUAAACAGAAUAUGAACUGGGUGAUAUUCAUCUCACUCUGGAUCCUGUGUGGCUCACUUGGUAAGAGUGUGGUGGUAACAACGCAAGGGUUGUUGGUUUGCUUCCCACUGGGGCCACAUUUAAAUGUAUGCACUCACUGUACUGUAAAUCGCUUCGGAUUAAAUAUAUAUAUAUAUAUAUAUAUAUAUAUAUAUAUAUAUAUACAGUGCAUUCGGAAAGUAUUCAGACCCCUUCACUUUUUCCACAUUUUGUUACGUUACAGCCUUAUUGUAAAAUUGAUUAAAUCGUUUUUUUCCCUCAUCAAUCUACACACAAUACCCCCAAAGCAAAAACAGAUUUUUAGAAUAAAAAAUUGAAAUAUCACAUUUACAUAAGUAUUUAGACCCUUUACUAUGAGACUAGAAAUUGAGCUUAGGUGCAUCCUGUUUCCACUGAUCAUCCUUGAGAUAUUUCUACAACUUGAUUGGAGUCCACCUGUGGUAAAGUCAAUUGAUUAGACAUGAUUUGGAAAGGCACAAACAUUAUAUAAGGUAGUUUGCCAAAAGGCACCAAAGGACUCUCAGACCAUGAGAAACAAGAUUAUCUGGUCUGAUGAAACCAAGAUUGAACUCUUUGACCUGAAUGCCAAGCGUCAUCACGUCUGGAGGAAACCUGGCACCAUCCCUACGGUGAAGCAUGGUGGUGGAAGCAUCAUGCUGUGGGGAUGUUUUUCAUCGGCAGAGACUGGGAGACUAGUCAGGAUCGAGGGAAAGAUGAACGGAGCAAAGUACAGAGAGAUCCUUGAUGAAAACCUGCUCCAGAGCGCUCAGGACCUCAGACUGGGGCGAAGGUUCACCUUCCAACAGGACAAUGACCCUAAGCACACAGCCAAGACAACGCAGGAGUGGCUUUGGGACAAGUCUCUGAAUGUCCUUGAGUGGCCUAGCCAGAGCCCGGACUUGAACCCAAUGGAACAUCUCUGGCGAGACCUGAAAAUAGCUGUGCAGUGACGCUCCCCAUCCAACCUGACAGAGCUUGAGAAAAUCUGCAGAGAAGAAUGGGAGAAACUCCCCAAAUACAGGUGUGCCAAGCUUGUAGCGUCAUACCCAAGAAGACUCGAGGCUGUAAUCACUGCCCAAAUACUUAUGUAAAUUUAAUAUUUCCGUUUUUUAUUUUUUAUAAAUUUGCAAAAAAAAUCUAAAAACCUGUUUUUGCUUUGUCAUUAUGGGCUAUUGUGUGUCGACUGAUGAGGGGAAAAAACGGUUUAAUAAAUUUUAGAAUAAGGCUGUAACAUAACAAAAUGUGGAAAAAGUAACAUUUUAAUUAAUUUUAUCUCUCUGAGUAUAACCUUUAUAAAUAAAGGUGAAAUAAAUCAAAUAAUUGUAUCCACAGAAACCCUACGUGUGUAAGAUCCCCGGGUGUACGAAGCGCUACACGGACCCCAGCUCUCUUAGGAAGCACGUGAAGACAGUCCACGGACCAGAGGCCCACGUCACAAAGAAACAGCGCAGCGACCUGCCGCCCAGCAGACCCAUGCCACCCAAAGAGAAUGGAGAGAACGAGACAGGCCGGGGCAUGGAGGAGAAGAUGGACAGCACCUCGAGAGGCAUGGAGGACUACCUGCAGGUCAAGUCUAUCAAGACGGAGAACUCUGUGGUAAGAGAUCGUCUGGUGUUGCAGCCUAUCAUUCAAUGAGAGAUCAUUUGGAGUAGAAGAUAUACAUGUAUAGUGGAAAUAUAAUUCAGCAAAUACAGACAGUUUUUAGUUUACUAUGGUUAUGUGUGCCUCCUAAUAUAUGGUUUAGCCACUUUAUAGAUUUGUGCAAUCAGAUAAUGACCUUCUACUUUCUCAGUCUGAGCCCCUACUAACAAUGGCAUGCAAAUCUUACCUAACAAACGUGUAUCCUUCCUCUCUAACACUCUCUGCUUGCUACUUGAACAUUUCCUUUCCAUUUCUCUUCUCCUUCAAACUUUCCUUAAGGACAGACAUUACUAAGGUGAGCACAGCUUCAGUUUUAGCUUCAGUUCAUUACAGAAUAUCUAUCAGAAUAUCUCUCAUCAUUUCAUCAUCCUGUACUACUGCUGUAUAACAAGCCAUAGCCAGCAAGGGACACAGUCCAAAAAUGUGUAUAAUAGUUUUAAGUCCACAUUUUGUACACCGUCAAGAGGGACUGGGGAGCCCAACAACCCAGAGAGCCACAGAUGCAUAGCCCCGUGUGCUGGCCUAGCAUGUACUCAAGCAUCCUUUCAUCUCUCCCAUUUCUAAUUCACAGACAGUCAAAGAGAGCUAUAAUCUGUAGCCACCCCAACCAACACUCAUUAUUUACAAUUAAAGUUGUGGAUAAAAGAAGUUGCAUGAUUCACUGUUGUCAUCUCCUUAUGUUGUUAUGUUAUCACUGUUCUACUUUGCCUUCGUUAGAUGGUGAUCCCUUUCCUUUUUAGAUAGUUGAUAAACAUGUUGUCUCUCUCUGCCUCUCUCUCUUCCUCUCUCUCUCUCUCGCUCUAUCGCUCUCGCUCUCUCUCUCUCUCUGCCUCUCUCUCUUCCUCUCUCUCUCUCUCUCUCUCUCUCUCUCUCUCUCUCUCUAGAUGUAUCAGUCCAGCCCUGGUGGUCAGUCGUCAUGUAGCAGCGAGCCGUCGCCACUUGGCAGUUCCACCAACCAUGACAGUGGAGUAGAGAUGGCCCUCCACAGCGGCGGGGGCAGCAUGGGGGACCUGACUGGGCUGGACGACCCCUCGGGGCCCCUCAUUGACUCCUCCUCCUCUGGCCUCUCGUCUGGCACAGCAGGGGUCGGGGUGGGCCUCCACCUACAUCAACACCUAGGCCCCAGCCACAUCCACAGACUAGAACACCUGAAGAAGGAGAAACUGAAGACGGUGAGGGACUCCUGCCAGUGGGCCAAUCAUCAUCCAGCUCCUCCAGUCCAGAACACCAAGCUACCGCCCAUACCAGGAAGCGGUGAGUGAACAUAAAAACAAAGAAGUAACCAGUGUUUUCAUAAUGAUCCUUUUUGAGUAUUAGAUGGUAGAUAAAGUAAGAUAGAUAUAAGAUAAAAUAUGUUUUGUCAAUAAAAAAUUCAGUACAUUCAGAAAACUAUUCAGACUAUAUUUCUCCUGUGUAAAAUAAAUUAUUAUUCUCUUCAGGGUCCCUUCUGGAGAGUGGAAAUAUGGGUGGUGGGCCUGGAUCGUUCCCCGGCCUCAGUCUCAGUGAGCUGUGUUCCAGUAAGAUGACUGUCCUGAACCAGCUGGACCAUCUGAUGGAACGCAGGGACAGCACCACCAGCACCGUCUCCUCUGCCUACAUCAGCCGGCGCUCCUCUGGCAUCUCCCCCUGUUACUCCAGCCGCCGCUCCAGCGAUGCCUCCACGUUCAGUGGCCACCGCCACAACAACAUCAGCUCCACCGGCUCCUACGACCCCAUCUCUACAGACCUGUCCCGGAGGUCCAGCGACGCCAGCCAAUGUGGAGGUGGUGGAGGAGGGGGAGGGGGAGGGCUGCCCAGUCUCCUCAGCCUCACCCCCGCCCAGCACUACCACCUCAAGGCUAAAUAUGCGGCGGCUACAGGUGGAGCCCCACCCACGCCUCUACCCAACAUGGAGAGGAUGAGUCUCAAGACCUGCAUGGCCCUCUACGGGGACGCUUCCCAGCGAGACUCGUCGUCUGGUUACUCCUCCUUCAACACCAUUGCCCCAAGUGGUGUUCCCAGGCACUGCAGCGGCGAUAUGGGAGGCUAUAACGGCCGCAGCAUGAUGCCCCACGAAGCUCCGUCCAACAUUCCCCGUCGGGCUAGCGACCCCGUCCCCCGACGGCCGUCCCUGGACGCGCUGUCUCCGCUGUCCCACCAGCCUCAGGUGCAGCGCUACAACAGCAUGGGCAACAUGCAGAACCUCCACCCACACGCCUCCCAGCCGAACCAGGCCCUAUCUGCAGCCGAGCGGCGUCACCUGGCCCUCCAAAGCCACCAGCCGCGCUCCGACGGCAGCCUGCAGCGAUACCCCUACUGCCCCCGGCCGCCCAGCAUCUCUGAGAACGUGGCCAUGGAGACCAUGGCCGGCGACAUGAGCGGUAGUCGCAACAACAGUGAGGAGGAGAUGAUGGUACUUCCUGAUGACGUCGUUCACUACAUCACCUCUCAGGGCGGAGCUGAAGAGUCAGACUGUGCCACCGGGUACAACCGACAAGCACAAGGUGGUUUCCAUGGAAACACAAUAAACCCUAACCCCCAGCAGCAACAGCAGUUUUACCAGCGAAGGAUGGCUGUGGUGGACACCAAUAUGAAUAUGAACCCCUCGUCUGCACCACAAACCAUGCCCAUCUCCUGUGCUCUAAGCCCAGGCCAUCGGCAGCAGUCUUUCCCCUCCUCACCCAGUAAGACGAGCACCAUGCCGGUACAGUGGAACGAGGUCAGCUCAGGGACUGUGGAAGCUCCUCACAACCCAACCCAACAGCCGCCAUUCUGUCGAAGCAAACCAAACCUCGCCAUGGUCCAACAGAAACAGAACUUUGUCUCGUUCCGGAAUCAGAAUCUUAACUCCAACCAGCACAUUGCACAGAUGAACCACAACCUGGCUCACGCAGCCCAGCAGGGGAGAUACAUACAACAGCAGAAGGCUGACUCGAGGCUGAGUUGUGUCCAGCAACAGAGCCUACAGCAACAGCAGCCCGCUAAUGCUAACCUCAAUGAACCAGUGAGCCUCGAGUAUGGGUUUAACCAGGGUCCUAGCGAUGCUAACGCUAACGCUAACCAGCGGUCCUCCUGUAGUAGUAUGGCAGUUGGUGGCACUCUGGGUAUGUUGAGCCAAAACAGUAAACUCUCUGUAGACAUGCAGAACAGCCGGCUGAGGACGCAGCCAGGGGGGAGUCAAUCGUCUCAAGUCACAUUUAAGGAUAGCGGUGUGAAUUCUUUGCGGAUGAUCUCACAUCAACAGAACUAUAAUAUAGCAUCCCAGGUUCAGCAUCCCAUCCAAAAUGGAGGUCAAAUACUCCUCCAGCCAAGACCGCCCACAGAACCUAAGUCUCUAAGCAGACAGCAUUCAGGGUCAAUGACAAUGCAGCGACAAAACUCAAUUGGCAAUCACUGCAGCAAUGGCAACAACACAGACAACAAUGGUAUGUUCUACACGGGACAGAUACACGUGUUUGAGCCAAACGGGAACGUCAACAUGCAGAUGAUGACAUCAUCAGUAGUGAAUGUUCCUCAAUGUCCCUUAGACAGCACUGAGACCACCAUGACCUCGCCGGGAGUAAACAACCAGGUCUCCAGUACGGUGGACUCUUCCAAUGGGACAGGGGCAGAGGAGCCCCAGAUUGACUUUGACACCAUGCUGGAUGACGGGGACCACUCCAGCCUAAUGUCAGGUACCAUCAGCCCCAGUAUCCUCCAGAGUCUGUCCCAGACCUCCUCCAGACUCACCACCCCCCGGAACUCUGUCACCCUGCCUUCCCUGCCCCUCCCUGCAGGGGGCAGCAACAUGGCCAUCAGUGAUAUGAGCUCCCUGCUCACCGCGCUGGCAGAAGAGAACAAGUUCCUCAACAUGAUGUCAUAA
This is a messenger RNA of Coregonus sp. 'balchen', 36562 nucleotides long. NCBI's taxonomy places the organism in Eukaryota, Metazoa, Chordata, Actinopteri, Salmoniformes, Salmonidae. The record is from the annotation of a GenBank genome assembly.